CGCAACAGGGGCAGUCUAUUGACUCUCUACAGGAAGGUACUACCGGGCUAUUUUUGCUCGUGUGUUUUACAGUGUUAUGGUUAGUGGUUCGCAGUGAGGGGGACAUGAGGUGGUUACUUUUGGCAAUCAAUCCAACACAUUCAGUCAAGGAAUACUGAUGACAUGUUGACGGGCUACGUGCCCGGAAUAUUAAAACUGAAAGUUCAUUUCAGAAGCAUUGACUUGGGCUCCCGUGACAGCGGUGAAGUGGAGACUGUUUCCUUGAUGUACAGAUUUCAAAAACGGAGGUGGAUUUCAACAAUGCAUAAUUAGGAAUAACUGCUACCAGUUACCAUAUUUGCCAGAUUAAUCAAGUGUGUGUCGGGAGACAGUUAUGCCUUCAAGAGAUCCUCAGGGGUAUGUGGCCCUCCUUCCUCUGCCGAUUCCAUCUCAGCGGGGGGUGAAAAUACAAGCCCGAAGUGCCACUGUCUUCAAUCCAACGAUUCCAUCACGAGAUGAAGUUAGACGUUCAAAUUACAGACGUCGACUUCAGCAGUUGACGUCACAAGGAUUUCGAUCUGUGUCCCACAAACCGUAUCAAGGAAUUGGAGACCCAUUUUAUCUGGAAGAACAAAGGCUCAUUCUUCAUUCACUUGGACAGUGGGAUGGGAACGAAGGAAGCGAUGGAUCCAGCAGCUCCGAAGAUGAGGGUAUACAGGCAGCCCACAUACCUAGUCCAAAGAAAACCAUGACUGCUGCCAAGUUUGUACUACGUAGGACACGAAAGGACCUGAAUACACUCAAGAAAGAGGUUGACAGUGGGAGGAACAUGAUCCGGAAUGUGAAGCUUGGCCAUGGCUUGUUUCAACUCAUCAAACACGAGAGAGAGACUAAAACUGCAGCUUUGUACGCUGAGAAGAGGAAGAAGGAAGAAGAGGCACGGAAUGCAUGGCAGGCUCCGAAGCGUGACAGUGACAGUGACAGCGACAGCGAGGCAGAUGAGGAGCUGGGGGAGGAUGUGGAUCUGACGGGCUAUAUGGAGGAGUUGAUGCAUGACGAUGACGAGGAUGAAUUUCGUUUGACCUUGACAUCUGAGCCCAAUCCUGACCCCCAGGAAAGGGACGUGUUUAGUGGGAUGGGCUACACAGAUCUGGAUUCCCAACCAACAAGUGCCAAGACAGUGCCAAGUGCUCGGCGGAAGAAGAACGUACUGCCACGCCCCUACACUCCUCAGCACACCAACCUGGCCGUCGUGUCAGAUGACCGAGUGCCUGAUAUGUCAAGACAAGCCUUGUUCCGUCAGCUGUGUGUGUUGAACUGGAUCCUGGAGGCCAUGAACAUAGAACAAGGCUACGACAUGUGCCCAAUUACCAAGUCCUGGAGCUUCCUUGAGAUUGGCGGCUCCAAGAUGAACAUGAAAAAAAAGCAGCGAGAAAAACAAGCAGAAAAUAAAUGGGAGCAGUUUGUGACCAACACCUCAACUGGAAAGACAAAUCCUUGGAUGAAAGCUAUGAAUUUCUUCUCUGCCACCAAGCUACUGACCCAUAAACGAGUCAGCACCCAAAAAAGCCGGGCGUCACUACAGCGACGCAGCACCCACCUGUACGCGCGGACAGCAUCCACGUCUAUGUCGGCCAGCCCUAGCAGCAGCACCUCCCAGCUCAACAUGAGCUCGGGGCAGCUUCCGCACCAUGGCCUGCAGGAUAAUGUGAUCAUGGAGGAGAGUGCCGAAACAAUUCCUGAAGAGGAGGAUGCUACCUAUAACAAGAAAAAAUCAUCAGGCAUAUUCAAGUUUCUGGACGAGUACUAUGAGAGUCUGAAGCGGGAGUCUCAGCAGGAGGAGGAGAGGAAGGAGGCGAUGCUUGGACGGUCCGACGUCCGGACAUCUCUCUCUGACCGGGGCAAGGACAGGAAAUCUGAACAUGAUGGCAGGACAUCACGAAAAUCGAUUUUGAAAUCUCCAGAGCGACCAGGAACGGAUCAUGAUACAAUCGAUGUCAGCCCAGACAAGAAAGCUUCCCGUGAGCUGAGAGCUGACGUGCAUUUUAUACGACCAAAGAGUUCACCACAACUCCUGGAAUACAUGGCAUCAUUGCCCAGCAACCGUCAUGCUGGCAUGACAACUGAAAGUAGACAGAAGUUUUCUGAGAUUCUUGAGGACAAAGCUUUAACACUUCAUGACAUUCUGGAACAGAUGGACAGGGAAAGAAUGGUGAAAUGCAGCAGUAAACUGGUGGGUUUGAAAGCUGAAGGUCACAGUUUCCACCGCACGUUACGAGAUAUGCGCGACUCCACGGACCGAAUCCUCCACCGACCGGCUGAACAGCAGAAGAAAGACAAGGACAAGGCAACAAAAAGAAAUUGGUUCACAGUACUUCGUGACAGUAUACCCGAGGAGGCACGGGAAGGGCUGUGGUACUAUAAAACAAUCCUGGCUAAACUGGAAAGAUUCGGCAUGCCUAGAGUUAGGAGGAAGUCCACCAGGGCCCCCAUCCAGCAGGUUGAGAGCACCAGUAAGCAGAGUGUGUACAAGUUCCUCAAGGUCCUGGAGACUCUGCGAGACUGGGAACUCUGCAGCCCCGACAUCUCUGCCGCCAUUGAGUUCUGCCGGGAGAAGGUCGUGGAGAUGACGGUGGAGGAAUAUGAAGAAUGGUUCCAGCAGCAGUUUCCCAAGAUACAGCGGCCUCAGACAGCGCCACCUAUGUUGAAGGGCAAGAAGAAGGAGGAAGUUCCUGCAACUCCAGAAUUCAGUGCUGUCGGUGCCAAAAUGAGAUAUGUUCAAUCUGCCUUUGUGCGCAGAUCUCAAACGUGAUCUCAAACAUAAAAUACUGUUUUGUUAAUUGUUUCAAACACAUAUCAGACAAAGAUGAUCUUAGUUUAAUUAAACCUUUAUCUUUGAAGAGUUUCAUUCUCAAAGUAUUUACUACUGAGCUAAUAACUGAGAAUAUGUAUGAAUUAGGAACUUGAACUAUGUUUAUAAAUUUUUUCUUAAUGUUUUUGUAAAGAAAGCAUUGCAUGUAUAUCUGGAAGGUGACAACAUGUUUGUAUAUUUACAAUGCUAACUCCAUUGUUAAGUCAAAUACACAGUUCAGUGUAUGGGUAGUUUCUAUCUAAACCUAAGUAAAUAUAAAUAUUUGAUUUUAAUAAAUUUAGCCCCAGUGAAUGUACAGUGUACCAGAAUCUUACUGAAAAGAAAUGUAUUCGAAAUUUCCUAUAAAUUUCAGAAUUUCUUGACGUUCAGAAUGGAUGCUAGUUGUAUUUAAUUUUUCUGAACUGAUACGCUGUGAAACUUUACCAUGACUGAUCCCAAAGAAUGAAUCUGCUCACAUUAUUGCAACUUGUUGUCUAUGAACAUCUUUCAACCUACCAUAGUCAUUGGGAGAUAUAUAUUCUUUCAGACACUUCUUAUCAUGAUGUAUGAUAUUGUUCACUAGUCUUAUGAAAUGUUCCAAGCCAAACCACAUGACGAUUAUCCAAAGAUGAUAACACACCAUACUAGCCUUUGAAAUCCACAGGGUAGUUGGUAUGACUGUGCCUGUGUCAUUGCUUUACAUAUAUAUGUGUCUUUUAAUGUUAUUAACAGUAUUAAUAGAAGUUUCUUCAAGAACCUCCAAUGCUGUUGAAUAUGCCAAAAUGUGUCUUGACUGGAAGACCAUGUUGCAUGUUGGUUAGGCUUUAAAAAAUAAAAGAACUGGUUCUCAGGUAAUGACUUUUGAAAAUAUAGAGCGGGUGGAUGUGUUAUUUUUUUCUUGUUCAAACUAGUAUGUAACCAAAUAAACAGUUGUGUGCCAUCAACCUGGGAAAGGGCUUCCCUAUACAUGUAUAAACAAACAUACAAACUCCUAUAUGCGUCCAUGACCAUAACACAAGAUGUACAGUGGAACAGUGCCCAUGUAAAGGGAAGUAACUGCGUGCUAUAUUGGAUUGCAUUAUUUUUAUUAGGAUUAGGAUUGUAUUAAUAGUAUUAUGUUUUUGGAAAAUGGAAAUAAAAAGGAAACGUGCAGCAGACUUUAUAAUAAUGCAGACGGUGCCUGAGAACUAAGACUAUUAUUUUUUUUAGCCUUAUGUAUUUGUUAAUUAUGGGUAAUAUUUGUGAAAUUCAAUUGUUUUCGUUUGCAUUCUGCAAACAUGCAGGAACAUCAUGUCUAAGGAUGAUAUGAAUGAGUGGAGUUGGGGCUGUUUUCAUGGUACUCAUUUGAGCAUCUCUCAAUGACAAAAUGCACUUUGAAAUAUUUCCUAAUUAUUUCAAUAAUCGAUUUAUUAGUUGUGGAGAGUUGUAUCCCUUAGGCAGGUCAGAAACCUAUCAUCUUGGGUUUGAUCCCAGAUUCGCCCUGAUUCUCUUUCUUGUCCGUGCCAUACCCAUGCUUGAUGCUUGUGGAUUUCAGUAAUGAAGUGGAAAACGUCUGAGACCCUCAUCACUUUCCUCGUGGGAUUUCCUCCCACUUUAAGUUGACAUGCUGUGAUAUAACUGAAAUACUCUUCAAAGCUGCGUUAAACCAGAUUAUCUCACUCACUUAUAUCAUAUGGCCAUGUAUCAAUAUUGUGUGUAAGAAGGGUAUGCUAUAUCAACUGCAAAAUACUAUUUACUGACAGUUCUUGUGCCAUUGUUGUAAAUUUUGUAUAGUACAAGUAUUUUCAGUUAUAUUCCCUUCUACAAUUGAAAACAGCUCCUUAAAUGACAAUGAUGAGUUUUCAAGUUUUGUAUUGUGGAUCUCAUCACAAAUGAACUUGUUUGAUUUUGAAACACUGAUUACUGUGCAUGUCUUCAUGAAGAAGCUGUCAUGGCAUCUGCUGUUUCCUUUCGAGAACAAGUAGAGAGACAAAUGAAAAACAGACUACCAUGAAGCUCUGUAAAUACAGAUGGUACCAUUCCCAGUGAAUGUACAUCAUGAACUUUGUACUGACAUUCUCUCCUGGAGAGGCAUCGUUGGAGAGAGACAAACAUGGUUGGGACUAUUGGGCCUUCACUGAGAUGAGACACUUUUUUAAAUGUUUUGAUUUCUCUUAUUUUUGAUACCAUUUCCUAUGUUUCUAAGCUUGUCUUCACUGUUACUCCAUGAUAAGUAUUGAUGAUAAUUAUUUAUGGACACGGGCAUGUCCCUUUUAUGCCUCUCCUGGCGACCAAUCAGAUUCCAAUUCUCGUAUCACUUGCAUUUGCUUUGAACAAAAUGGCAGCGACCAGUCAAGACGAACUGAUCGAUAAUCAAGAUCUAUAUUGUGAUAAAAUGAAAAUAAGUGCAUCAAAUCAUGUGAGCAUCUUGAUUAAAAACAUGAAAAGACAAAGAGUUGGCAGUGCACAUGCUUUGCAAACCCUGCAAU
Molecule: messenger RNA, 5298 nt
Organism: Haliotis rufescens (red abalone)
Lineage: Eukaryota; Metazoa; Mollusca; Gastropoda; Lepetellida; Haliotidae
Product: coiled-coil domain-containing protein 60-like
Exons: 21
Coding region: 374-2791 (805 amino acids)
Source: RefSeq, a predicted model, not a curated record